AUGAUAACUAAAUUCAGCUGCCGUCAGCUCAGGAGUGAGGACGUGUCUCUCCCGAGCUUCCAGCAGUCAGGCAAGGCAAGGCUGGGCAAAGUGUUAGAUGAGGAAGUUUUGAAAGAGUUGAGUCAGGUGCAGCGGCAACGUGAUUUGGAAGCUUCCGACUUGACUGGGAGGAAACCACACCCAGAAGGUGAGGUCCAUGGAGGUAGGAAUAUCAGGUCACAGGUGCCAGAGGUGGAGGGACUACCGUGCACGCGGAGGCUCCUGUGCGAGCUGGAGACUGCAGCGCGGACCAGCGAUAUCUACCUGCCCAGGGCACCGAAGGAGCAUGAGGGACGAGACCCCAGCGAGGAGGAGGCGCCACAGGAAGUUGACCCCAUUACUGAGAUACAGAUCGAGGCAGUGCGUGCUCUGUACAGGGAGGACGACCCAACGGGAGAGCUGUCCGAACGGGGCCGUCGUGCCGUGAAGGUGGUGGAGGAGCUGACCGGCGCUGCGUGUGAGACAGCUUACCGCUUGUGUCCUGGCAGGGCCUAA
Molecule: messenger RNA, 534 nt
Organism: Eriocheir sinensis (Chinese mitten crab)
Lineage: Eukaryota; Metazoa; Arthropoda; Malacostraca; Decapoda; Varunidae
Exons: 5
Coding region: 1-534 (177 amino acids)
Source: RefSeq, a predicted model, not a curated record